CUGCUAAAGACCCGUCUCUCUCUCUCUCUCUCUCGCGCGAUUUGAUUUCCGCGCACUCCUCCGCAGCCGAUUCGUUCUCUCUUCUCGCCGUCGGAGCUCCCAUUCUAGGAAAGGAAACUCCGGCCGCUAGGGUUCCGAAUUGCGCGCAAUUCGGCCUUCGCCUGGUCGGCGGAGACGGCGGCUCCCCACCUCCGCGGCGGUUUCCGGGGCGUCCGGAGCCAGUCGCGAUUUCGAACCGGGGAGGUUGGUUGGUGCCCUCGGAGUGCCUCCUGCCGUAGGGUUCUUUUUUUUUUUUUUUUUUUCCCCCUUCUCUCUCGCGUGUCGCCGCGUGAUGGUCCGAAGAUGAUCGUCGAGCGGCCGAAGAAGAUCGAAAUGCCGAAUCUGAAGCGAUGCAAGUCGCAAGGCCCUCCCGGCGGGGAGGUGAAUUGGAAGAGGAUGAAGCAGGGGAAUGGUUACGGGUCGUCCGGGACGAGCGGCGGCUUGGGUUCUUGCUGUAGCAGCGAGGAGUCGUCGCGGCGCCCGCGCCCGGCGAUUGGGGCGGAACUGAGUUCCAUGGAAUCGAAAGAGUCGAACGGGAGCGCGGACAAGUUUCGGCCUCCGUUGUUGAAGUACUCGCGCGGGCGCACUCGCUCCGCGCUCCGUUCGCGGUUUAACGGCUCGGUUGAUGGGAAUAUCCAGAAUUCGAAGGGCACCGAGUCAGUGUUUGCGAGUCAGGUCAAUUUGGAGAAGAGCAGGAUAAAUCGCGAGAUACUCGAGUACAAUGAAUUGGGGAACGCGGAAGAGAAUGGUGCGGACGAUUCGUGCGGAAAUCUGCAGGAAGUUAGGGUAUCGGACGGUGCAGAGGUUGCGGAUGGCGGCAAUAGUAGCAAGCAUUUGAGUUCGCGUGGUUCGGUGGUGUGCAAUGUGAAUUCUUCGCCGUCCAUCGAUAGCGAGAAGUACGUACCCUCUUGUGCCUUGGUGGCGACGAGAAGACAGAGUUACAGGCCGGAAGAUUUCAGCUUGGGCGAUAUAGUUUGGGUCAAAUGCGGGAAGAAGUACCCAGCUUGGCCAGCUAUAGUGAUCGAUCCAUUGUUGCACGCGCCCGAUUCGGUUUUGAAAUGCUGUGUUGCCGGGGCCGUCUGCGUGAUGUUUUUUGGGUACUCCAAGAAUGGAAAACAAAGGGACUAUGGCUGGGCAAAACAAGGAAUGAUAUACCCCUAUGCACAGUUCAUGGAUAAAUUUAAGAGUCAGACACAGCUUCAUAAAAGCAAGCCAAGUGAAUUCAAAAUGGCAAUAGAGGAGGCGGAUUUAGCAGAAGCUGGUUAUAUGGACUCUUUUGGCUAUGGGCGAAUGGCUUGUGCAGAAGCAAAUGCCAGUGUCAGCCAAGAGGCCUCUGGCUUCACUUCAGAUCAGGAUAUGUGUUCCAAGAAUAUGCAAACUUGUGACAGCUGUGGCCUCAUUUUCCCUUUUAGAAGUAUGAAAAAGAUGAAAGGCCCAAGUGGUGAAGCUCAAAUUUUGUGUAGACAUUGUGCCAAGUUACUGAAAUCCAAACAAUACUGUGGAAUAUGCAAGAAAAUUUGGCAUCAUUCUGAUGGUGGAGAUUGGGUAUGUUGUGAUGGUUGCAAUGUUUGGGUGCAUGCUGAGUGUGCCAAUAUCUCCAGCCGACUUCUUAAGGAUCUACGGCACUCUGAUUACUACUGCCCGGAUUGCAAGGCCAAGACCACUUGCAAAAGGCCAAAUUUACAGAAGUUGGAGCCAAAAGAGAAGUUGGUGGAAAACAAGCAAGCUCCUUUGCCUGACAAGGUUUCUGUGGUGUGCAAUGGCAUGGAAGGGUCAUAUAUCCCAAAACUUCAUCUAAUUGUGUGCAAGUGUGGUUCGUGUGGUUCAAAGAUGCAGACACCUAGUGAAUGGGAACGGCACACAGGUUGCAGAGCCAAAAAGUGGAAAUACAGUGUCAAAAUCAAGGAUACAAAAGAACCACUGGAGAAAUGGCUUGCAGAGUAUGCCGCACUUGGUUCUGAUCCUUUGAAGCUAGAUAAACAGCAGUUGAUGGAUUUCUUGAAAGAGAGUUAUGUGCCUGUUUCUGCAAAAUGGACGACGGAAAGGUGCGCCGUCUGUAGAUGGGUUGAAGAUUGGGACUAUAACAAAAUGAUAAUCUGCAACAGGUGUCAGAUAGCUGUGCACCAAGAGUGUUAUGGGGCAAACAACGUUCAAGACUUUACUUCAUGGGUUUGUAGAGCAUGCGAAACGCCUGAUGUGAAGAGGGAGUGUUGUCUUUGUCCGGUAGAAGGGGGUGCUUUGAAGCCAACCGAUAUUGAGCCACUCUGGGUUCAUGUCACAUGCGCUUGGUUUCGCCCUGAAGUUGGUUUUCUGAAUCACGAGAAAAUGGAACCGGCCACUGGAAUACUCAGAAUUCCUCCGACUUCUUUUCUGAAGAGUUGUGUAAUAUGUAAGCAGACUCAUGGUUCCUGCACUCAAUGCAGCAAAUGUGCUACUUAUUUCCACGUUAUGUGUGCUGCAAGAGCGGGACACAGCAUGGAAUUGCACUGCUUGGAGAAGAGUGGGAGUCAAAUAACGAAGAAAUUGAUAUAUUGUGCCGAUCACAGGGUCCCAAAUGCAGAUUCCGUUGUGGUUGUUCAUACUCCCUUGGGGGUGUUCUCUGCCAGAAACUUGGUUCAAAGCCAGCAGGGAAAUUUCAAAGGUUCGAGGUUGAUAUCAUCUAGGAAAGAACUUCCUGAGUCCUUAACUGUCAAGAAUGAUGAAAUUGAACCACUCUCGUCUGCAAGAUGUCGGGUCUUCACGAGAUCUAACAAAAUGAGAAAUGAAGAACCGGUGUCUCAUCGUCCAAUGGGGCCAAGCCACCAUUCUCUUCAAGAAGUGAUUAACAUGCGAAAUUUGGAAAAACAAAAUGAUUCUACAAUUUUCACAUCAUUAAAGGAACGGCUUCACCUCUUACAAAGGACAGAAAAGCAUCGAAUUUGUUUCGGUAAAUCUGGUAUACAUGGAUGGGGACUCUUUGCUCGAAGAAAUAUUCAGGAAGGAGAAAUGGUUGCUGAAUACCAUGGUGAGCAGGUGAGACGCAGUGUGGCAGAUCUUAGAGAGGCAACUUACCGCAGAGAGGGAAAAGACUGUUAUCUCUUCAAGAUCAGUGAAGAACUUGUAAUCGAUGCCACAAAUAAAGGGAACAUAGCUCGGCUAAUUAAUCAUUCGUGUAUGCCCAACUGUUACGCCAGAAUUUUGAGUAUGGGUGAUGAUGAGAGUCGGAUAGUUCUUAUUGCAAAGACUAGUGUAUCUGCCGGUGAUGAGCUAACGUAUGAUUACUUGUUUGAUCCGGACGAACACGAGGAACUGAAGGUCCCUUGCUUAUGUAAAGCCCCCAACUGUAGGAAAUUCAUGAAUUAGGCUUAGGCAUUGUACAUUUGAGAAUAGAGGCCGCCCUCCCUUUGCGGCGAGCAUAUAAUUCUUUUGAUUUUUCGCCCGAGGAAUUCUUUUGUAAAUCUUUCAAUUUACAAUAAUAUUAAUGGGAUGACCACCAACAAAAAUUUGCUUGGUGGAGGUGUUUUCCUUUUUA
Messenger RNA from Syzygium oleosum, 3550 nucleotides. RefSeq names its product histone-lysine N-methyltransferase ATX3. The transcript is spliced from 23 exons. The record is from RefSeq and is a predicted model, not a curated record. The coding region runs from base 343 to 3381 and encodes 1012 amino acids. Gene Ontology annotation, biological process: regulation of transcription by RNA polymerase II. NCBI's taxonomy places the organism in Eukaryota, Viridiplantae, Streptophyta, Magnoliopsida, Myrtales, Myrtaceae. Gene Ontology annotation, molecular function: protein binding.